CAUGAGGAAAGCUUUCGUUGUUUGUUGUUAAGGGCGACCAAACUACCAGACACGUUUGCAAACGUGCGGCUUCUUCUUAUACAUUUUAAACAUUUAAUUAUGAAUCCAUUUCCACAGUUAUUAGAAAACUGUCUCAUUGACACGAAACAUGUAGAGUGUGCGGCGAUAAUCGUGGCUAAAAGUGGCGACAUAACGGCUGCUUCCAAAAACUUUACACUGUCUUCAGAACAAGCGAAGGUAUUUGUAGACGCUUUCAAGCACGUGAAUAUAACGCGGCAAAGAGGACUCGGCUAUAAAGGCAAACUUUACACCUGUGUACGGGCUGACAGACACUCAAUAUACUCCAAAUGUGAAGGAAGUGGCUUGAUAGUGGUGAGAACGGCACUGUUCGUGAUAGUUGCUACUUACUCAAAGGACAUGUAUCCCAGUAUCUGCGUGGAAGCAGUUGAGAAACUAGCCGAAUAUCUACGAGAAAAGGAUAAAUGAGGCUCAUCGUAUCUGACCCGAAGAGAUGACACUCAAAAACAAGACUCAAGCAUGAAUGAAUGUGGACACCUGAGGGUGGUGCCAAUUUAACUAUUCACAGGUGCAUUUAUCUUUGUCUUUUGAUACAAGAAAACAAGUAAGAAAACAUUGGUUUUGAGAA
This is a messenger RNA of Misgurnus anguillicaudatus (oriental weatherfish), 646 nucleotides long. It is a transcript of the gene pfn4, whose product is annotated as profilin family member 4. NCBI's taxonomy places the organism in Eukaryota, Metazoa, Chordata, Actinopteri, Cypriniformes, Cobitidae. Gene Ontology annotation, cellular component: cell cortex. The record is from RefSeq and is a predicted model, not a curated record. Gene Ontology annotation, molecular function: actin monomer binding.